Molecule: messenger RNA, 4436 nt
Organism: Spodoptera frugiperda (fall armyworm)
Lineage: Eukaryota; Metazoa; Arthropoda; Insecta; Lepidoptera; Noctuidae
Product: probable protein phosphatase 2C T23F11.1
Exons: 8
Coding region: 176-1168 (330 amino acids)
Biological process (GO): protein dephosphorylation
Molecular function (GO): protein serine/threonine phosphatase activity; cation binding
Source: RefSeq, a predicted model, not a curated record
GUAUCUAUCAAAUUCACACUUUUGUAGUUUUUUUUGAAUAAAUUUUAUCGAUUGGCUUUGUUUGCCUCAAAUAAAAAUAGAAUAGUUAUACAUUUUGUGAAGCAAAAAAUCGUUUCAACCUUUCCUUUCUAAUUUUGUAUGUUUUAUUGAUUUUGAUAAUUAUUUUGUUGCAAAAAUGAUGUUUGGAACGUCCAAAAUAAUGAGAGUAAUGGGUCAAACCCUGUCCGAGCCGGUGACGGAGAAACAGUCGUCAACAUGUCAGGACAGCCGGUACUUGGUCGGCUCGUCCUGCAUGCAGGGCUGGAGAGUGUCCAUGGACGACUCGCACACACACAUACUGUCGCUACCGGAGGACCCAGGGACUGCAUACUUUGCAGUGUAUGAUGGACAUGGCGGUUCCAACAUAGCAGAGUAUGCUGGCAAACACCUUCACAAGUUUGUCACAGCCAGACCAGAGUACCACCUCGGAAACAUUGAGGAGGCUUUGAAACAGGGUUUCCUGGACCUGGACCAGGCGAUGUUGGAGGAGGACAUGCUGCAGACGAAGGUGGCGGGCAGCACGGCGGUGGUGGUGCUCGUCAAGGACAACACGCUGUACUGCGCCAACGUCGGCGACUCCAGGGCUAUCGCCAGCGUCAGGGGCGCGGUGGAAGUACUAUCAUACGACCACAAGCCGAACAACGAGGAGGAGCUCCGUCGCAUCACGGCUGGUGGUGGCUGGGUGCAGCUCAACAGGGUCAACGGGAACCUCGCGCUGUCCAGGGCACUCGGAGACUACGUCUUCAAGAGGAACUACAGACUGUCGCCGCAGGAACAGAUCGUUACAGCGUUCCCAGAUGUACAAGUGCGGCAGCUGAACGACGACUGGGAGUUCAUAGUGAUAGCCUGCGAUGGUAUCUGGGAGGUGUUGUCCAAUGAGGAGGUGAUAUCAUUCUGUCGCGUACGCCUACUAAGCGGUUGGGAGCCGGCAGCGGUGUGCGAAGCGCUAAUGCAACGCUGCCUCGCGCCGAACUGUGCCACGGGCGGGCUCGGCUGCGAUAACAUGACCGUCCUACUCAUCUGCCUAGCUCCCUUCCCACGCCUCGACCCAGCUUCUGCAUUCAAGUGCCUAGAUCCGACACGUCCAAACAAGUAUUGGACAAUGACACCGUCGCGGCGGUUCUCUUAACUUUAAACUCUGCCCACCCCGUUUUGCACAAGCUUUAAUACUUCUAGUGUGUCUCUUAUACUGUGAUCUUUAGCCCCUUUUGUUACUUGGUUGAUUUUUAUAAAAUUUGUAAUGAAAUGACUUGAUUUUUAUCCCAUUUCCAACGUUUUUAAAAGCCGGCAAUGCACUUCGUAGCUCACCUGGGCGUUUGCUUUUGAAAACAAUCCCAAUAUCAAUGCAAUUUCAAUCCAAUUAAAUCUCUAUAAUUAUUAUUCAGUGUCAAAACUACGACCCUAAUCGUAGUUGCUAUCAUGGCAUUCGGAGUAUAGAAAAAAAUGAAACUCAAUACCAAUUAGUUCAUUCAGUAUCCGGGUGUCGAUCGAUCGGAGUUGGAAUCAAGAGUAAGCCUGGUGUUACGAGUGCGUGUGAUUCCUUGAUUGGACGCAUAAAGGUUCCGUCUACUCGUAUGCUAUUAAAAUAUUCCUGUUUAUAAAACUUGAUCUGAGGGCCUAUUGUGAGUUUUAUUUUAUGAACGCGAUCAAAUGUUACCGCGUUUUAGCCCUCUGAUUGGUUAGUUAAUUGGAGCUGGCCAAUCAGAGCGCCGAAAGUCAUAAACGUGUCGGUCGCGUUAACGUAACAAACACGCACUUGGCCCUCUGAUUCUGACUAAUGAAUAUAGCAAAAAUUAUUUCUCCAACCCGGUGUAGUCGUUACCUACAAGAAGUAGUUUAGAUAAUAUUAACGUACAAAUCUUUGUUUUCCUUUUUAUUAGCUUGUGAAGCCCCACUACUGGGACUGUACAAGGGCUUCUCCUCCGAAAUUCCACAUCAAUUUGACUUAAAUAUUAGAGAAUAAUAAAUGCAUGUUUUACAAAUUCAAACACAUACCUUUUUAUCCAUAGCAAGAUAGAGAAGGGCAUCGAUAUGUUACACAAUACAUGAAAUAUACUAUUUCAUUUAAAAUGGUUGCUUUUAAAUUCACGAUCUUUGAUUUAUUGAAAUACAUGGGCAUAAGCAUAAAAACUUUGAACGUAACUCGACUAGUUUCAAGCAAUAACGGGACUCGUAUACGCAACGAGAAAAGUUGAGCAAUAAAGUAGCUACUCUAUACAAUCAUCUAUUCCAUGCGGGUCGUAAAAGUUUUUCGUGACAAUUUACCCGUCGUGUGACCAAAACGUGGCACCAAGACAAUAUAUUUUCUUUUGUCUUAUAUACAGGUGUUAUACAUACAAGGAGGUGUAGAGGUUAAAAGAAAUAUCGAUGCCCUUUUCUCCGUUUGUUUUUUAAAAAAGAACUUAUAAUAAUCAACCAAGUAAUAGUUAUAUAAAUAUCUGGGUAAUGUUUCUGUGAUUUUAUGAAUUUAAAUUGUUAAGUUGUUUAUACAUGGCGUUAAUAUAACGUCUGUUUGACUGUCGAGUGCCAUCUAUGAUAUUUUACAAAGGAAUUGUUGUUGUGUGGCUUUUGUUUACUAUUAAAAUCGUUAUUUAACAAGUUGGGAACGUCAAAUGCAUAUUACCUGACUUAAAAAAAUGGAGGCGGUAAAGAAAAUUUGAAGGCCUUGUUCUCUUUUGCUUUUUAAGUUUACACAAUAUGGUCUAAUUUUAUACAAGAGUGGAGAUAUAUAAUGUACAAGGAUAUACAAAUUUAUACAAGCGUGCUCAGAUGAAAAAUUGUGGAUAAAUUGGACUCCAACUGCCCUUCAGUCAUCAUAUUUUACAAGAGUCGACCUCACAAGAGUUUCAUUUCUAUGAAUAUUAUUCCGUUUUAUUUGAACAGUUAUGAAAAUUAAUUUAUUUUAUGGUAGAAAAAGCCACACACAGUCAAUGAAUAAUAAUAUUGCCAACUUGUUAAAAAUCAAAGAAGUUUAUUUUACCUUAAGGUUAAAUGGUGAAUAUGAUUCAACCUCAUUGUUAAAAUUUCAACGAAUUGUUGUUAAUAUUAUAAUGUUUUAAUGAAUUAAAAUUACUUAAAUAGUAAUCGUGUGCCAGCUAUUUGUUCUAAUUAGAAUUAACCAUACAUUAGCCAGAAUGUGCUAUAUUUUCAUUAUCAGAGGUACUGGUUUUGCAUGUCACAAUGAGAAGAUGCUUUCUAUGCGUUCCGGUUGUCAGUUAACUAAUGCCAGUUAAAUGUACAGCAAGUCAAGCUACUACAUUCGGUGUAAUUUCGUUAUUCGAUUUUCAAUUUAAUUGGUUUUGAUAUAAAGUCGAAAAUCCUAUGAGAUCAGAUUGGUAGGUUAACCUGCUAGCUACUGUCUGUACAUGGUUAUAUGCUUCGGAUAAUCAGCACCGUCCGAAAAUCGGAACGUGUGGAAAGAGCCGUACUCUAAAUAAUAAUUUCCAUUUUUUAUUAGAAUACAUACUCUGGGCCUAUUUCACAAUGUUUGGCGAACUUUUUUUUAGCCUAACUCAUAUAUUUCGCGUGAAAAAUACUUACAUAAAACUAUCCAUCACUUAAGUUAAAAUAAAUUUAAUCAGACAUUAUGAAAUAGACCCUUUAAAUAAUAUUUUCACUCAUCCAAACUUGUAAAAAAUUGGUAACACCAUUUUCUACCAUUUGUUACAUUUUUUUGUAAUCUGGUAACCCCAUUACGGUAUUGCCAUGUGUGUUUUUAAUGUAACGUCUCGCUUUUAAAGUUUGUGUGUUCGAUUUUUGUAUUUUAAAAUUUUAUUUGGUUUUUGCAUGUUGUAAUCAUGUUUUUAUGUGUCUAUGUAUGUUCUGGUUUUUAAAGGAAAAUGAGCUUUAAUUGCAUGAAUUUAAAUCUACUUUUAAUACCUUUUAACAUUUUGGUCGCCAAGGUCGGCUUUUGACAAACAAAAAGUGGGUUAAUCCGCUGCUGUAAGUCAUAACUGGGAAGAAAAUUUCAUUUUUUGGAAGAUUUCGUUGGUCAACAAUAGCCGACACUGGCGGUUAAAAGUGAAGCAUGUUUUUACUAGCAAUAAUUCUAGGAAUGCAUGUUAAUUUUAUGUAAACUAAAGAAUCCAAAGGUUGUCAAAUGUUUCAUCUACGCAUGUGAAUGUAAUUUUUUUUUAUUUCGCUUAUAUUUUUUAAUCUGAUAUUGACAAUAUUCCAAGACUUUUUAUAUCGAUUUUUUUUACAAACUUGAUUCAAGCAUCUUGGAAAGAUGAUGUUUAUCGUAGAAAUUAUGUGAAUUGAACAAUAUGUGUGGUAGGUAUGGGUUUUGGAAUAUUGUCAGAAGUACGUGUCUAUAUAUCUAUAUAUAAAUUCUAGUUAACACCGCCUAUUUGUUUGUAAACUCACUUUGUGUUGCUUAAUAAAUUCGUUGGAAAGCA